Molecule: messenger RNA, 2295 nt
Organism: Myxocyprinus asiaticus (Chinese sucker)
Lineage: Eukaryota; Metazoa; Chordata; Actinopteri; Cypriniformes; Catostomidae
Gene: cd99
Product: CD99 molecule
Exons: 12
Coding region: 181-804 (207 amino acids)
Biological process (GO): positive regulation of neutrophil extravasation; T cell extravasation; homotypic cell-cell adhesion
Source: RefSeq, a predicted model, not a curated record
GGUAACUUUGGUUGUUGUUCAACGUCACUUUCCAGAAACUUGGAAUGCAGAACGUUUUCAUGCUUGUAACGUUCAUGCGUUCACGUGUUAUUUACAGAUACACUUAAACGGAUAUCUUUUUUAGCGGAAAAAACGUAACUGCACAAGAUUUCUUUUAAUUUUUUAUCUUUUUAUAGCAAGAUGACUUCAUACCUGUGGAUUCUCCUUCUGGCAAGUCUUGUGACAACAAGAGCGCAAGACUUGGACCUCUCUGAUGCCCUUUUUGAUGAUGGUGAUAAGCCUCCUACAAAGCCACCGGUGAAACCAGCCCCACCCAAAAACUCAAAUCCAGAUGGGUUUGAUCUGUUAGAUGCCUUUGAUUCAGAUCCCAAGAAACCUGCUAUUAAUCCCCCCAAAUCAGUAGAUGAUCCAAAAAAACCAGCUGGAGAGGGCUUUGAUCUGUUGGAUGCAUUUGGUCCAGAUCCUGAGCCCAAAAAGCCUCUUGUUCCACCCAAAGAAGGAGGAGGAACUGGUGGUGGAUCUUUUGGUGACAAAGACCUGUUUGAUUUAAGUGACACUGGGAGUGACUACAAGCCCGACGGAGGCCAAAGUGGAGGGCAAGGCGCAGACCCUGCUUACAAUGAUGGCGCCUCGGACAAACCUCAAGAUCUAAACCAGCAGUGGCUCCAGCUUAUCAAGAUUCUAGGCAAAAAUAUACCUGAAGGCCUCAGUGUCUGGAUUGCUCACUUUAAACAAGUAGUGGAGCCGCUGUUAGAGAGGGUUUUGGAACUUCUGAACAUAGCAGAGGAAAAGACUGAGCUCUAAAUAUCUUGGAUAAGAAUCCUCUUUGUUUGUGAUGGGGUUUUAAGCUGUUUUACAAUAUGUUUACAUGGUUUGUUUGUAAGGCUGGGACUGCUGGUGCUUUUUUUUAUGUUGAAGUGAUUAAGUUACGUUUUUUUGAUUACGUUUUUGCAAAUGUGGUGGUUAAGUAUUUGUGACGAGGCAGAGGGCCGGGCCGUGACUAGCUUUCACUGUUACUAAUCAGGCAUAAAGAGACCACACAUACCACACAUAGCAGGCAUUUAUCCCUUGAGGGAACUCUCUUAGGGAAACUAAGUAGUUUGCACAUACAGUUGUUAAGCUGUUAAACAUCUGAAUAUCUAAUUUAAUGAGGGCUGGCUUUGUUUCUCAUGAAAUACUUUAAACAUCAGCAUUAUUUGGCAUUUUUAUCCCCUCAGGUAUGCUGUCAAUGUUUUUAACUGGCUUGUAUUUAUUCAGGCUCACAUUUUCUCUGAGGCUCUUAAGUUUUUUUUUUCCUCUCUAAAAAAUGGGUAUUUUUACUGUUAUGCGUUUUUAAUUUCAGUAUUGGUAAAGCAUUGAAAUGGCUACUAUCGAUGUUCCUUUUUAAUACAUUGAAAUAUGAGAAUUUUCUCUGUUUGGUUCAUGUCAUAGUCACACCCAACUGGUGUGACCUGUGCUAUUAUUAAUUGUCAAGCAGAUCUCACUGGGUACACCCCGUUAACAAUGACACUUUGAGAAUGUAUUGAGAGUAUGUGAAGAAUUAGGGGUUGCCCUUUCUCUUCCUUAUUCUAUAGAACUGCCUGAGGUUUAGGGAAGAAAACCUGCAUAGGUCUGAGAGUAUUUUUGCUGAAGGUUUUUUUUACAUUCAGUGAUAAUUUUUAUAUGUAGUUUGAAAGCUUCUAUUUACAAUCUUGUCUCAAUAAAAAUGGAUGGGCCCAAUUUUUACCCAGUUUUUUUUCUCCAACUUUUCCAGAAAAGUUGAAAGGCGGUGCAUUCAAACAGUUCUUUCACACUUUCAGAAAGCAGAAUUUAUAAAAAAAAUGUAAAACUAUUUUAUAAAUAAGUAUUUGAAGUCCAAAAAUAAUCUCUAAUAUUCUGGGUGAGCCUGGGUCUACGCCACUGGAUAAGAUCAUCUGCCAGAUGAAUAAAUGUAAAUAUAUUAUUGCAUAUUAUCAUGCGAGGCAGCAAGAACAAUAUGUACAAGGCUGUGGGGCAGGCCAUAGUUUUAUAUUCUUGGAUGGUAUGAAAUCCAUGUUGCACCCCAUAGUGGCAGAAACCAAAACUGUUACUUUAUGCUUUCCUGCUGGGAAAUUAACAAUAAUUUUAUUCCACAAGUUACUGUAAUUUGUCAGCUAUUUCUGUUUCUCAAAAAUGAUUAAUAACUGAUUAAAUAAUUUUGAGGAAAAAGUUUGUAUUCUUAGAGUUAUAUCACUUUGUUUGCGCAUUUUAAAAGUACCUGAGUCUUGAGACAUUGUCCUUUUUCUUCUUUUGUGCAUCCUGUCCCUUUAAAUGUGU